Haliotis rufescens (red abalone) is the source of this 2045-nucleotide messenger RNA. Its product is annotated as transcription initiation factor TFIID subunit 10-like. Gene Ontology annotation, cellular component: SAGA complex; nucleus; transcription factor TFIID complex. Bases 69 to 467 code for a protein of 132 amino acids. The transcript is spliced from 4 exons. Gene Ontology annotation, biological process: transcription initiation at RNA polymerase II promoter. The record is from RefSeq and is a predicted model, not a curated record. NCBI's taxonomy places the organism in Eukaryota, Metazoa, Mollusca, Gastropoda, Lepetellida, Haliotidae. Gene Ontology annotation, molecular function: promoter-specific chromatin binding; RNA polymerase II general transcription initiation factor activity.
CUACGUAACUGCCCGAGAUUGUCCGACUGCUUUGAACCUUUGAACAGAGUUAUCUAUCUUGAUCCAAAAUGUCUACCGAUGAAAAUUCUGCUACGAGUUCUCAGUCUCAACCGGGGACUGGGCCCCCUCCACCGGAGGUUAAAACGGCCGGAAUUCCGCUGAGUGAUUUUGUACUUCAACUGGAAGAUUAUGCGCCAACUAUACCAGACUCUGUUACCGGCUUCUAUCUCGGCAGAGCAGGUUUUGAGGCGUCAGAUCCACGGAUAAUCCGUCUCAUCUCUUUGGCAGCCCAGAAGUUCAUCUCGGACAUUGCGAAUGAUGCUCUACAACAUUGCAAGAUGCGGGCCUCAGGUCAGAGCUCCAAGAAACAAGGGAAGGACAAGAAGCAUAUUUUGACAAUGGAAGACCUGACACCUGCGCUAUCGGAGUAUGGAAUAAAUGUAAAGAAGCCAUGCUACUUCUACUGAAGACCAUGGCAACAGUCACGCUUGUGUCAUUGUACUGUCAUUGCUCAUGGAACGUUUUCAAGGAUCGUUGACUUUUUUAAAUAUUUCGGGUUCUUCCAGGUGCUGAGUGACUAACAGACAGAGAUAUAUGCAUGUCUCUUCAAGACGUUGUUGAAUCAAAGGUACUCUUCACAAUAAUUUGAAAAGAGCACGGAUACUGUUGAAAAGUCUUUGAUUUCAUACUGUUUUGGUGAACUAGGUUAGAACGUGCAGAUGGUACCCUAUUCUUUAAGUAAUUCCUGGAGAUGUUAGUACCAGUAAUGUGUGUAUAUUUUGAAACCUGAAGGUCAUGACCUUUGAUCUAACGUCAGUUAAAACAGUGUAUAAGUAUCUGUAUUUACCUGGAAUGAUUGUAAAUAUUUAGGGGCUUGUGCCAUGUUUGGUGAUGUACGAGUUACCACUAGUCUACGUUCAGGGAAAUACCAUUGCAUCAUCCAUCCUAGGUAUCUAUUCAGCUGGGACUAUCACAUAGCCUCUGGAAAUCAAAGCCAUACUAUUUAUUGGGCUAUAUUUCUAUUGCUGUCAUGGUAUGCUACAUUUUCAAUGUUAUACUACUAAAAACAUUUAAGGAACAUUUCAUAUAAGGAUUCUUUCAUAUUGCUGAAGUUAAUCUGUCAUACAACAAGUACAAUGACAGAUUCCUUUCAUAAUCCGAAUCGGGUGGUCCUUUAUUUUUUUUUAGUAGUUUUUUUCACACUGGUUCUUAAUUAGUUGCUCUUGUGAAAUGUUACAUCAUGAUGAUUGUCUUUGUUACCAUGGUAACGUGAUGCUCUGGUGAGAUGUAGGUACUGCAGUUACCAUGGUAACUGGAUACACAAGAGUUGCAGAUUCAUCUGUCGUGUCAAAUUGAACCUCCAUCGAAAUGUAGGUACCUGUGUUACCUUGGCAACUGGAUGGGUGAACGGUACUUGUAUUACCAUGGCAACUGGAUAGGUGAACGGUUCUUGUAUUACCAUGGCAACUGACAUCCAAGAAGGGCCGUUGUUCCUGAAUAAGGUUGUAUAUAGUUCAGUGGUUGUACAGUGGUUGUAUCAACCAAAGUUUGCAGGUGUUCACAAGGCAGUUGCCAGCACCAGAAGAUGCAGGUGUUCCAACUAGACAGGGCUGCACCUGAGACUUCUCAAAAUCUACUUUUUUUCUCCUAUUUUCUACACGAGUAGUCGAAAAUGAGCAGUGCAUUUCAUGCACAGAUAUUUCAACCAAAUCUCCCCAUGUUACCAUGGCAACUCUCAUCAACACAUGUCCCAAGUAACAACGCACCUGCUGGGCACCCUAGACAAAUUAAUGAAGUACUUUAAAAAAAUUCUUGCUGUUCAUGUCGUUCUUUGAGUCUUACUAGUACCUGUAGUUGACUAGCACCACCAAGCCAAGCCUGCAGCGGCCUGACAAAAUAAGUUGAUUUCAUCAUUGGUAGGGGGCAAGGGUGGCCCAGUCGUCUAAGGCGCCAUGAUUCGCUGUGCAGAGUUGCGUCCCUUGGGGACACCAGAAACCUAAGUUUGUUGGUUCGAAUCCCGGUUUGCCCCGAUUAUGUUUCUAGGU